AUGCACGCGCAACUGGUAGGCGACCACCUCGAUCAAGCGCUGUUCCUCCUCCGACGUUCGAGCUUGCCAGGUUCGUCGUCAUCGUCGCUCCUCAAGUCCAAGCACCUGCUCCACCCUCAACACCACGACGAUUUCCGCCGUCCCAGGAUGGCAGCCGUGAUGAUGCGUGCGAUCGGUGUCAAGUCCCCGUCGUCGUCGUCGUCUUCGAACGGCGCGGCGGAAGGUGGUUCAUCGACCUCGACGGCCACGGGCGAACAGUGGGACGGUCAGUCGCUCGCUCGCCAGACCUCGCGACUGUCGCCCCCGAACCCGGCGCUCGUACCGGGACAGAAGAUGGGCAUCUUAAUCAAGUCAGUACUUUGCAUCAUGUGA
Messenger RNA from Microbotryum saponariae, 372 nucleotides. The record is from the annotation of a GenBank genome assembly. Lineage: Eukaryota; Fungi; Basidiomycota; Microbotryomycetes; Microbotryales; Microbotryaceae.